AUGGAGGUGGUGGGGCUGCACGCAGCAGAGGAAACGAUAUUUAUAUCUGUCUUGGCAGGUCCUGCACUCGAAGCUGAGGUGUAUAGGCACCUCACUGACACCGAAGAAGCUCUUGCUGCUGCUGCAGCAGCAACUGCUGCUGCAGCAGCAGAUAUCUCUCCGCUGCUGCCUCCGCCUUCUCUUCUGUCGCUGCUGUGCUCGCAUGAAACCAAACUCAUUGACGGACACGCAGUGCUGAUGGAGACAGCAGCAGCAGAGCCGCCAGCCCCCCAAGCUGUUCACUGCCUAUUCAACAAAGCAGCAGCAGCAGCAGCAGCAGCAGCAGCAGCAGCAGCAGCAGCAGCAGCAGGAGCAGGAGCAGGAGGAGGAAGAGGUGGUGGAGGGAGCUGUGCUGCUGGUUGUUGA
Messenger RNA from Eimeria mitis, 405 nucleotides. RefSeq lists its product as uncharacterized. NCBI's taxonomy places the organism in Eukaryota, Apicomplexa, Conoidasida, Eucoccidiorida, Eimeriidae. The transcript is spliced from 4 exons. The record is from RefSeq and is a predicted model, not a curated record. The coding region runs from base 1 to 405 and encodes 134 amino acids.